AACAAUAAUGAAUGACAACGAUGUAAACAAAAACAGAAUGAAUGUCAGGAUCUGCAAUAGGAAUCAUAUUAGCCUUAAAUCACUAUUGAUAGCUCAUCUAAUUUUCGAAUUUAGUCAUAAUGUAAAAGGAGAUUAUUUCACUGUGAAUUGGACUGAAGCCAGUGAUGUUGGAAUGAAAACAGAGACUCAUUACCAAGAUCCUUCUGUGACACCUCUUGCACCGUGUCCCUGUGAUCUCACAUCUUAUCAGUGUGAUGCAUGUUGUUGCUGCGACAAAGAUUGUUCAGAAAUUGAUAAAGACCUAUUUACAUGUCUAGAAGGCAUAGAAGGUGGUCAGCAGACUCCACAAGAUUUUGAUUACAAUUGUAAUUACAUGGGACCCUAUUCUCCUGAAUGGCAUAGCCUUUUGUGCUACAUCACUAACAAUAACCCAUACCUGGGGCUGUUUUUUAAAAAUGAAAAUGUUAUUCAAGAAUUUCAAAAGUAUAUGAAUAGGGUUUAUGCUCCAAAAUAUAGCUUUGAAACAUCUGUUCUGCAAGUAGAAGACAGUCCAUUUCACUUUCAUUACAAGGCACAAGCUAGCGUUGAAACACUUCUUCAGUCUGAGAGUGAAAUAUUUAGAAGCCCUUAUUUUUACCUCAACCAGUGCUGCACGGAAUCUGUGUUAAUACCAUUCCCGUUCAUUUUCUCAAG
Macrobrachium nipponense is the source of this 693-nucleotide messenger RNA. RefSeq lists its product as uncharacterized. Gene Ontology annotation, biological process: cilium assembly. NCBI's taxonomy places the organism in Eukaryota, Metazoa, Arthropoda, Malacostraca, Decapoda, Palaemonidae. The record is from RefSeq and is a predicted model, not a curated record.